AUGAGUUUUAUCCAUUCACUCUUGGCCAUUUUUGGGCCACUUUUACUGCUCAUAGACGUCCCUUGCGAGGGUGAAAUCGUCUCUUCCAAGGACAUACACGAGGCUCAGAAUAUAAUCGCUGAGCAGGAGAGGCUGAUUAAAAAGGUAAAUGAGAUAUCCGAGAGAUGUGAGAUUAACGGGUCCAAGGCUCUAAAACAGUUUGAGGGCGCCUUCAACAGCACACUUCCGUACUUCAAGGAGGAGAAUUCGGGAGAUGGAGAUUUGAAGGACGAAUCUGGCAAGUUCAAGGUUGCAGGAACCGGAAUAAACAACUACGCAGAGAUGGUACAGACCUACGCCCACUCGCAAAGGGGAGUUUUGGACAACAUCCAGAUCUACAUGGACCAGGCGGUCACGGCUAAGGCAAAGGCUCAAGCGGAGUAUACUAAGACGAAAGAAAUAUACGCCAUAGUAAAGAGAGAUUUCGAAAAGCACGAAAUCAAGAGUGUGAACCCAAGCAUUUCGACAAUCGUCUCGUGCAAAGACAGGAUCUCCGAGGUCUUGAAUGCCCUUGAAGGAGUGAAUGAGAAGCUAAAGAAGCAGAUAAGCACCCUGGAUUUUGCAACAACGAGGUUGAUAUCCUACAGGUACCUGUUUGAGAUUUUGAAAAAGUCCAGGGAGACCUACAUCACCUCGUAUAAACAGCAAGUUGAAUCGAUUGAAUAUGUGGAAAAGAUAACAGGUCACCUCAAGGAGGCUACAAGUAUCGUGAAAAGGGCAGACUUGGAGAUAAAGGAGGCGAGCAAACGACUCUUUCAAAUUGACUAUACAGCGGCUCUUGGUCUGUUUGAAACGAUCAAGGAAUACAGGGAAGCAAUUUCCAAGGAGGAUACCACAGUGCACGGCUUUACUGAGGAGAACAAGAAGGAUUUGGUAACGAUGAAGGACCUGUUUAGUCAAAUCAGGUCAGACGUAAAACAAUAUAGUGAGAAGCCAGAAAAGGGCCAGGAUAAGAUUAUGGCAAAGUACAAGAAAAUAGAUGAGCUAUCCAAGGGAAUACUAAAGAGAAGGAAUCAGUCUCACGCCGGAAAACAGUCCACCUUUACCAUUAUAGUAAAAAUCAGAAAACUGUACGAGGACAUUUUAAAACUAUUAGAGACCAAGGAACUCAAGGGUAGAAGAAGAGAAGGUAUAAAGCUGCCAAACAUCGACGUAAGUGCGUCUACAAAGGGUGCAGAGAGUGACCAGGAAUCCUCUGAAAUUCCAGAGGCACCGCCACGAUACAAGGACAUUUACCCUGAUGGAGAUGAGACUUCUCCCAGACUUUACCCCAAAAUUUCAGUAUACGGAAAUGAAGAUGUGGUUCAAGAUGGAGAUUCCGUAAUGCCAAAGCCUACAACUCCUCAAACGGAAGAACCAGAUGAGAGGGAUACAAGGCCUAAUGAUCCAUCAAAGGAUGAUAGACCAGCCUAUGUACCGAGUGACACACCAAAAUAUCAACCACCUAGAACAAACGGUUCAUCAACCUAUGAACAAGAUGAAUCAUAUGACAACACACCCGCAGAUAACAAAAAUGAAGAACCCAGUGAUACGCCAAACACAAGAGUAGAUGAUAAACCAACUAGAAGAGCAGACGACACGCCAACAGAUGAUUCAGCUACACAAAGGAAACCGGUCAAGACUGAAGACACAUCCAAAAAACAGGGCGAGGGUAAGGGCAUCUUUGGGUACUUCAUGUCCCUAAUCAAGCCUAACAAGGACAAGAGAGGUACAUCCGUCCAGAGCGAUGAGGGUAGCCCUGAGCCAAGAUCAGACGACGGCCAUGCUAUUAAACUGCGUCAAUACAAUAUCAAGGACCCAGAGAUUGCUGAAUUGGUGCAAAGAAUAUCGUUACUCAUCGGAACCGAUGGACAGGAAGUCAUCAACCUCGUAACCCUGGCACACGAGUUCAGACGCCAAUUUGAGAUUCUAAAGUACAAGGUUGAAAUUUCCAUUAAAAGCAGUUCGGCCUUUAACCCAAUGACGCUUUUAGUCGAGAUUUUGAACAGGAGUCUUUUCGAUAUUUGUAAAUCGCUCUUGAAGAGAAAUGAGUUGUAG
Molecule: messenger RNA, 2076 nt
Organism: Theileria equi strain WA
Lineage: Eukaryota; Apicomplexa; Aconoidasida; Piroplasmida; Theileriidae
Exons: 1
Coding region: 1-2076 (691 amino acids)
Source: RefSeq, a predicted model, not a curated record